CUGUGCAGGUCUCUUUGCUGCCAAAGUGGCAAGCAGAGGAGAGGGAUGCUCGGGGCUGCCUGCCUGGCACUUGGCACGAGGAGUUGCGCUGCAAAAGGGCUCUUGCAGGAUGCAAGAGCUGUACAAAAACUCGCGAGCCAGUGUCUGAAGGGUGGAGCAAGAGCCCCCCAGUACCAUGGAGGCAUUGCAAUGUUUGGGAAAGUAAAAAUGUCUCCUGGAAAAGACUACGUUGUUCUUCACACUGGGCAGAAAUUGCCCCUUGUAGGACUGGGCACCUGGAAGAGUGAACUUGGCCAGGUGAAGGAGGCAGUGAAGUAUGCGCUCGGCGUAGGUUAUCGCCACAUUGACUGUGCUGCAGCGUACAGCAAUGAAGCUGAGAUAGGGGACGCCUUCCAGGAGAGCAUCGGGCAUGAUAAGCUCGUUAAAAGGGAUGAACUAUUUGUGACAUCAAAGCUAUGGAAUACGAAGCAUCACCCAGAGGAUGUGGAGCCAGCUCUAAAGAAAUCUCUGAAAGAUUUGCAACUGGAUUACCUGGACCUGUACCUCAUUCACUGGCCACAUGCCUUCGAGCGAGGAGAUAAUCUCUUCCCCAAGAACCCUGAUGGCAUGAUGCGUUUUGACUACGUUGACUACAAGGAGACCUGGAAGGCUAUGGAAAAGCUGGUAGAGAAAGGCCUUGUGAAGGCUAUUGGGCUGUCCAACUUCAACAGCCGUCAGAUUGAUGACAUCCUCAGCAUGGCCACCAUCAAGCCCGCUGUGCUACAGGUGGAGUGUCAUCCCUACCUAGCCCAGAACGAGCUGAUAGCUCACUGUCAUAAAAAGGGGCUGGUCGUCACUGCAUACAGCCCCCUGGGCUCCCCUGAUCGAAUGUGGAAGCACCCUGAUGAGCCCGUGCUUCUGGAAGAACCCGGGAUCAAGACAUUGGCAGACAAAUAUGGCAAAUCACCAGCUCAGAUCAUCCUCAGGUGGCAAGCCCAGCGUAAUGUGGUUACCAUUCCCAAGAGCGUCACCCCUGCCCGCAUCCUGCAGAAUCGCCAGGUGUUUGACUUCAGCCUCACCGAGGAAGAGAUGAGCUCCAUUGGUAGCCUGAAUAAAAACUGGCGUUAUAUUGUGCCGAUGGUUACGGUGGAUGGAAAACUUGUAGCACGAGAUGCUGGACACCCCCAUUACCCGUUCAAUGAUCCCUAUUAACUGCAGUAAUGAGAUGUUGGAGCAGACUCCUUGCGCUGCUCUACAAGCUAGCUGUUGUCAGAGUUUAUUAUGAAAUCUUUCCAAAUAAAAUCUUCUGACUAUCUGGCUUGUGUCAGCCUGCAGGAUGGUGCACUGCCUAUAAUCCCCCCUCUUCCUGCAGGUAUUGCAAUGGCCUUGCCAGAGCAGCUGGCAGGGCAUAUCAUGACUCCUAGUUGGUUCCUGUAUUGUAAUGUGAAACAGUCACAGGGUGGGGAGGGUAUACCAGACUCUCAAGCUGAAAUUCAGGACAGUACACUUGUGUAAAGCAGUUGUCGAGGCUUUAGCUAUUAUGCUUGCAUUCGUAGGUGGGCAUGGAGCGAUAGUAAUAAAAAAAGUAACUAACUGCUUAAUCCUGUAUUUCCGUCAUUUCCUAAACAAAAAGCAAAACUUCACAGGUGACUGUUGUGUUGAUGUGUGAAAGCAUUGAUUAAAACCCACAUUUAAUUCCGUU
Alligator mississippiensis (American alligator) is the source of this 1681-nucleotide messenger RNA. It is a transcript of the gene AKR1A1, whose product is annotated as aldo-keto reductase family 1 member A1. Gene Ontology annotation, cellular component: cytosol. The record is from RefSeq and is a predicted model, not a curated record. Gene Ontology annotation, molecular function: aldose reductase (NADPH) activity. Lineage: Eukaryota; Metazoa; Chordata; Crocodylia; Alligatoridae. Bases 46 to 1191 code for a protein of 381 amino acids. Gene Ontology annotation, biological process: aldehyde catabolic process. The transcript has 9 exons.